Messenger RNA from Habropoda laboriosa, 1020 nucleotides. RefSeq lists its product as uncharacterized. The record is from RefSeq and is a predicted model, not a curated record. Gene Ontology annotation, cellular component: cytosol; membrane. The coding region runs from base 1 to 1020 and encodes 339 amino acids. NCBI's taxonomy places the organism in Eukaryota, Metazoa, Arthropoda, Insecta, Hymenoptera, Apidae. The transcript is spliced from 7 exons.
AUGAAGAGGCUCCGUAGAUUCACGAGCGCAUGCGCGAUUUUGCUACUCUGUUGCUUCCCGUCAUGGACUCGUGGAAAAUUCGUUCCUGAGGAUUUCGAGGAGAAGUUAGUCGCUCUCUCGAAGGUGAUGGAUUACAUUAAUCGCAGACCUAAUCAGAUGAACGCCGAUGUAACGUUCUCCGCAACCAUCGUCGAAGCUAACCUAGUGGCUGCUCUCUCGCACGAAAAUGCGCGACAUCUUGAAGACAAGUAUCUGCAAAUGUUGGUGGCAAUUUUAACAAUUUGCGAUUCUACUCGAAGGCAAUUGUUGAACAAUGUUGCUCCAGGAAACGAGGACGUUCGAUUGUUGCAGGAAACGUUAAGUCGUCCCUCUUUGUGGAUAAGAAAGAUAAAAUGGCGGAGGGGAGUCUUGGGAGAGUGGAAAAGUAAUUCGAAGUUAACUCAUCGAGAUGUACGAAAUAUGGUAAUGCAGGGAAUUCCUAAGGAAAAGGAAAGCGACGAAUGCCUCGCUGAAAUCGUUCGAAAUCGACUGAAUAGGAAUUGUGCAAUUCCUGAUUAUUGUUACGGAAUACUGGCGAACUUGGAAUCUACCAGGGGCUACCCUCUGACCCAUCGAUUGCUGAUGGUUCAAGUUGCCAAGGCAAUGAAGUGCGACCAAGACCUACCGUCGUCCAAAUUAACACUCUCCUACUGCUCCGCGAUUCUCGAAGACCUGCACGACAUCGAGGCAGCUGGGUUUCCCUACCAAACGCCAGACUUAAUGAUGGAACAAGUGGUUCUAUGCGGAAUGGAAGGUUUCCUCGAGUUCACCGGCGACCACUACGAACGUUUAGUCUUAAACAGAUCUCACCCAAGCGGCUGUUUCAGUUCUUUCAAAAAUAAACCUGCCAAGGAUGAAGCUCGUGUGUCACGGAGAGCCUCGAAGCAAACAGAUUUCGGUUGCGACAGCCAUGCCACUGGUCUCGCCGCUGCCUCGCUCUCUUUAUUUAUUCGCGAGAAUUUGGAGAACACGACGGAAUAA